AUGGAAGAUACACCUAACGAUAUCUUUGAAGGACUUCCUCCUUUUCCGAAAUAUCAAAAACCUUCAAACGAUAGCGUGGAUUACGUUACUUUGUAUGGUAUAGAUCGAUUAAUGAAAGGUCAAGCAAUGGAACCGAACCAAAUUUUACCGCACCUCUUUAUUUCAAAUAUUACAACAGCUGCUAGUCAAAUCUUGCUCGCUGAAAAUCAAAUCAACAAUCAGAGUGUCCUGGUUCAUUGCUAUAAAGGAAUAAGUAGAUCUGGUAGUUUAAUAAUCGCUUACCUGAUAUAUAAAGGAAGAAGUUUCGAUCAAGCAUUUAGUUAUGCAAGAUCAAUAAGACCACAAAUCCAACCAAACAGUAGUUUCAUGAAUCAACUCUAUGAAUUUGAGAGAAGAAUUCGUGAUUCGGAAGAUGUUGAAAUAAGAGAAAGUGGAAAACAAAUUAGGGAUGAAGUUAAUGAGGAAUUAAAGAGCAUUGCGCUUGAAUCGGCAAUCAAUUCGACGUUUAUCGAGCGCGUUCACACCUCAAAUGAAUUAAGCAUGACAACAAUGUCAAAUGGUUCUAUGUUCGAAUUAUGUGAGUUAAACUCAAUAAAUCAAACUGAUGAAUCGCAAAGUUUAUCUUCUGUAUUUAAAGUUGAAGAAUCUACCAUUGGUCAAAUCCGGCUACAUCAAAAAGAUGAUCAGAUUGAUUUACCAGUUAUGCUAUAUAAAUCUGUGCGAUUACAAUCAGAUUCAAAACAGAAUGCACUUGAAUCGGAAAUCAACUCAACUCCCAUAGAACCAAAUGAAUAUGUAUUCAGUUACAAUUCGUUUUCAAUAACACAAGUUGAUGAAUCAAAAAUCGCAAUUGAAGCUGAUGAGAUUAUUCCCACAAAGUAUCAAAGUCAAUUAAGUGAGAAAUCAAACCAGGCUAAUGAAUCAGAAAGUACAGACGAAAAUAGGAGAAAUGAAGAUGUAAAUCAACAAAAUGAUUCAACACGAGACUUAAAUCAAAAAACUGACAAUCAAGAAAUUGUUGGAACUAUAACUACUAACCUGAAUGAAAAACGGAAAAAGUGGAUCAAAAAAUUCGAUGGAAUUGGCUUAUUUCGAAAGUCGGAUCGUAUUUCAAAAGUUGACAAGAAAGAACGUCAAAAAAAUGCAUGCUUGGCUCGAAGUUUCUAA
Molecule: messenger RNA, 1167 nt
Organism: Funneliformis geosporum
Lineage: Eukaryota; Fungi; Glomeromycota; Glomeromycetes; Glomerales; Glomeraceae
Source: the annotation of a GenBank genome assembly